This is a messenger RNA of Rhincodon typus (whale shark), 3172 nucleotides long. It is a transcript of the gene ubfd1, whose product is annotated as ubiquitin family domain containing 1. Gene Ontology annotation, molecular function: cadherin binding; RNA binding. The record is from RefSeq and is a predicted model, not a curated record. Lineage: Eukaryota; Metazoa; Chordata; Chondrichthyes; Orectolobiformes; Rhincodontidae.
UGGGUCAGGAAACGGAUGUUGUCAGCGUGUUCCCAGCAGGCGCUGGGCUUUGAGCGACAGCGAUGGCGGCUAGAGAUGGGAAGAAAGUCUGAAGAAUGUUUUCAACUUACGGAGAGCAACCGUUCUCUGCUAUUUGGAAGCGAUCAGAAUUUUAUCAAUAAACGAUGUCUUCUUGGUUGGUGCUGCUGGAUUAGAUUCACGUGGGCAGAUACUGGUGGAAUGGAAACGGAGGCUUGCAAAGACAUCACCAUUCAGAAAGAGAAACCAAGCUGUGGGACAGCUGGUGAAGGAGACGCUCAAACCUUGCUGACUGAGCAAAUGGAGAAUGAGAAUGCACUCCCUCAAACUUCAGUUAGCAAUGGUGGGGAGUCAGAUGCAGGGAAGGAAAUGGUCGACCUGAAAAUUAUUUGGAACAAAAACAAAUAUGAUUUGAGAGUUCCAUUGGAUAGUACAGGAGCAAGUUUGAAAGAAAAAAUUCACACACUCACAGGUCUCACUCCUGCUAUGCAGAAGGUUAUGCACAAGGGUCUGCUCCAAGAAGAUAAAACUUUACGCGAAAUUAAAGUCACGAAUGGUGCGAAGAUAAUGGUAAUCGGAUCAACAAUUAAUGAUGUUCUAGCGGUAAACACGCCAAAGGAAGUGGUGCAACAAGAGGCCAAAGCUGAAGAGCCUAAAAAGGAACCUCUAUGUAGGCAAAAGCAACACAGGAAAGUAUUAGACAAAGGAAAACCAGAAGAUGUCAUGCCGUCCAUUAAAGGUGUUAAGGAGCGCUUACCAAGCGUACCGUUAUCUGGCAUGUACAACAAGUCAAGUGGAAAAGUAAGGUUAACCUUCAAACUGGAGCAGGACCAGCUCUGGAUUGGAACCAAGGAGAGAACAGAAAAAAUCCCUAUGGGCUCUAUCAAAAAUGUGAUCACUGAACCCAUUGAAGGACAUGAAGAUUAUCACAUGAUGGCAUUUCAGCUGGGUCCCACUGAAGCGUCAUACUAUUGGGUUUACUGGGUGCCUACACAGUAUGUUGAUGCAAUCAAAGAUACAGUUCUUGGAAAGUGGCAGUAUUUUUGAAUGUGCCUCCACCUCUGGCAGUGAAGGAUGGACUGAAACCAAAGGACUAUACAACUGAUUAAUUGGAACUUUCUCAUACUGGAUUGUAAUUCUUCCUCCCCUCUCCCUUCCCAACCCUUGGAAGAUGCCAACAAUGAUAAAUAGAUUUAUAAAAAUGUGUUGGAAGAUCCUCACCAGCAGCUGGAGGUGGUAUGUCCAAUCAGACUUUACCUUUGAACUUCAAAUUCAAAAAAAAUUUCAAAGAAGGAAAACUCCAAAUUAUUCGAAGUUCUGUAAGAGCCACAAUUACUUGCAGGUUAUGCACUAGAAGCAUUAUUAUAUUUUCUGUAACAUGGAUAACCUCUCAUACAGGGCUGAAUCUCUAAUAGUACAGUGGGCCUCUACUUACUUGUACUCCUUGCUGCCUGGUCCUGCUAUCGUGUGUGGAUCUAUUAUAUCAACUUAUAAAGCUUAAUUGGAGUGUUUAUUUCUAUAAACAAGCUUACAUUACAUGUCUAUUCUCAGGACACUUAACAGUCAGAUGCCUUGUAUUUAAAUAACUUCUCUGGUUGUCUCCUUUAAUGUCUCAAUGGCAUUCUUUUGACUUGCCUUGUUUGCAAGAUCCAAGAAAAAGGGAGAGUGCAAAGAGAAAAUGGUGCACAAUGAAUUCUGUUUGUCUACCAUCUUGACUUUCUAACUGGUUUUGCUAGUUAAUUGCAUUAAUUUUUCCAGGCACAACACUAUGCAAUUAAGCGGAACCCACUGUACUUCCACUAAUUUCUGAGGGAUUUAAAAAACCAUAUUUGGGUGAACCAUGUAAUUGUACUGUAUGUGCUGAGUUUUCAACUUGUUGCCAUAAUGCGGUACUGAUUUUUAAAGUUGCAUGACCAUUUCCACUUCAUUGGUUUUAGUUUCCGUGUAGCAUGAGGGGCAGAGGAUAAGUCUCAAAGCAUUUUGUCUCUGUUGGUAAGUUUCAAGAUCUUUUUACCAAGUAGAUAGUUUUACCUGGGACCCCAAAUGGGAAGGUGAUCAAGGAUAAAAUGAUCAUUAUUUUUAAUGCUUGAUGUUGAAGGAUCUUUAUUGUAGUGCCAUAUAUACCUCUUCUCUGGGUUAUCCUGCCAAUCAGUUCUCAUUAUAAAGUUGGUAGUAUGCACUCAGCCAGGUCACGUAUUGUCAUUUGAACAAAUUAAAAUGAUUACAUGUUUUUAAAUAACUUCAAAAUUAAACCCGAUUCUUCUUUGUGAGCAAACUUUUCAGCAAUUUUGAAAUGAUACAGCAGCAAACAAUUUUCAAGCCCAUUUGGUACUUCCACUUGAUGCAAUAUAUUGGUCAGUGAUAAGGGGUUGUGUAGGUUUUUGGCUUGUUUGCUGUGUAAUUCUGUUUCAAGUGGUGAAAAGAGUUCCCAACUUUGCUAACCUCUCAGACUGAGAGAUCUGUGCCACCCAUUCACUUUCAUAAUCUUCCAGAAAAUGCAUUGUUUAGAACAAUGUAGAUGAUCUUUGCUUUGUUUCUAACCAGUAUUUUCAGCACUAUCUAACCAGUGUUGCAUCUGCCCUGGGAGCUUUUGAUAGGACACUGCAGAAGGAGCUUUACUCUGUAACUUCACAUGUGCUGUGCCUGCCUUGGAAAUAUUUAUAAAAGUGCAGUAGAGGCUUCAUUCUGUACCGUUCGCAUGUACAGAAUUACUGCACUUAUGGCAAUAAAUGGCAGUUUCUAAUCACUGAUAAUCCUUACUUGAAUUCGUAUAAGCCAGUGAAAUGUUUUGAUUUAAUGGGCUUUGGAUAAAGUUUUUAAUAGAUCAAAGGCCAGAUAACUAUGAAAAGGAGGUGCAAUAUUUAAGUGUAAAUACCAUCUUUCAACAAAACAGAUCCUCUGUCCUGUUCUGGAAUUUUCCAUUUUUGGAAACUGAUGCUAUGGUUUAGAUGAUUGCAAAGGGUCAUGCAGCUUUUAAUACCACUUAACUUGCAGAAUGCAUGAUUCAAGCACCCCAAGUAUCUGGUGAACUGAGGGAGUUGACUUGGUUUUAGAGUUGCACUGCUUCUGAUUUUAGUGCUGACCAUUAGUUAGCCCAAUCUUUAAUUGUAAAGACUAGUCUUUAUUGCCAAUUAAAGUUUGUUACUUUACAGUA